Molecule: messenger RNA, 315 nt
Organism: Loa loa (African eye worm)
Lineage: Eukaryota; Metazoa; Nematoda; Chromadorea; Rhabditida; Onchocercidae
Exons: 4
Source: RefSeq, a predicted model, not a curated record
GUUCUAAAUAAUACGUUUAUUGGUCAAGAUGGUGAUAUCGUUUAUUCGAAAAACAAUGUUUGCAUUCAUGAUGUUCGUAAAAAUGACCAACAGGAUACCGAUGAUACCAUACAGCAUAUUCCUGGAUAUUUGACAUUGCAAUGUCAAAGUGAUGAUACAUUAGGAAUUACUCUUAUCUUACAAUGGCUACCUAAUGCAACUCUUGAAAAAAAUCCGAGAAGCAUUCGUAGUGUAUCACAGAAAAACCAAAAUGUUGAUGGUACCAGUUAUGAGCGAACAAAAUUUCGAAGCAUCAAUAAUCAGGUAUCAUUUUAA